This is a messenger RNA of Sarcophilus harrisii (Tasmanian devil), 1079 nucleotides long. It is a transcript of the gene ICAM2, whose product is annotated as intercellular adhesion molecule 2. The transcript has 4 exons. Gene Ontology annotation, molecular function: integrin binding. Bases 152 to 970 code for a protein of 272 amino acids. Gene Ontology annotation, cellular component: membrane. Gene Ontology annotation, biological process: cell-cell adhesion. The record is from RefSeq and is a predicted model, not a curated record. NCBI's taxonomy places the organism in Eukaryota, Metazoa, Chordata, Mammalia, Dasyuromorphia, Dasyuridae.
AAUUAUGUCAUCGGUGUCUAGAGCAUGCUGGGUAUUCUUGACUGCCUGGGACGCCUCCUAACCAAGCAUCCAAACAAGAUCUUUCCAAACUUGUUUCUCUUUCUUAUUCCUGUCAGGCUCUCCGCUAUCCCUCCACUAGUCUGUAUGAAAAAUGUUGCUUUUCAGUACCUGGGUUCUGAUGGCUUUCUUCACCCUGCUCUCCUCUUCAGUAGCAGGAGAGGAACUAUUUGAGGUGAGUGUGUGGCCAGAGUGGCCUGUGGUUGAGGCUGGCAAGGCCCUGUGGAUCAACUGUAGCACCAAUUGUACGUACCCUACUAAAGGAGGCAUUGAGACCCGUAACAUAAAUACGACCAUGCAGCAAGAAGAGGCUCACUGGAAGGUGUUUCAUUUAUCAAAUAUCUCCCAGAAUACCAACAUUUUUUGUUACUUCAUAUGCUCGAAUACCCAAAAGAAGAAAUCUGUCAACAUCAUCGUAUACCGGCCACCAUUGCAGGUGACAUUGAGCCUACAGCCUGCUUGGGUGAUUGUGGGUGAGAAUUUCACCUUGACAUGCCAUGUGCCUAAUGUGGUCCCGCUGGAGAACCUCACUGUCACUCUGCUCCAGGGCACGGAAAAACUACACCGCCAGACCUUUGUGACCGAGUCUAAGGCUUUGCAGGAUGCCUGGCUCACUUUCAACGUCACUGCUAGAAGGGAAGAUAGUAGGAGUAACUUCUCUUGCCAUGCGGAACUGGAUCUCAGGCCACAUAGCGAGCAGUUAUUCUCUGCCAGUUCAGAGCCCAAGAUGCUUGAGAUAUUUGAACCCUCCUGGAACAAUCAGAUGCUCAUCAUUAUCAUCAUUACAAUUCUGCUGCUGCUGGUUUUUGUGAUCUCAGUCUGCCUGUGUUUUGCUUAUGGGCAACACUGGCGUCAACAGCGAACAGGAGGAUACGGGGUACUUGCUGCCUGGAGAAACUACAGAAUCAGAUGAUCAUGAUCCAGAAUGAUGACAAGGACCAGAGGGUUGGGGAUGCCUUUGUCAUAUAGGUCAUCUAUAACAUCUACAUAAAUUAGAAAUUAGUGAAUGCUGAGAAACAAAA